UCAAAUUCUGAGAAUAAGAAAGAUUUUGUGUUUGUUUCGUCUUUCUCUUUUAUUAAAACAUAUGUUUAUAUUCUUUGUUUGUCAAUUCUAAUUAAUAGUGCAGUGUAUUACGUUUGAUAUUAUCAUCAUUCACUAUUCAGUUCAGUUUCGUCUCUUGUAUCUGAUUAAAUUGCUUAAACCAUGUCUUACGCUUAUUUAUUUAAAUACAUCAUCAUAGGUGACACAGGUGUUGGAAAAUCAUGUCUAUUGUUACAAUUCACGGAUAAAAGAUUUCAACCAGUCCAUGAUUUGACCAUUGGAGUUGAAUUCGGAGCACGUAUGAUAACCAUCGACAAUAAACAGAUAAAAUUGCAAAUAUGGGACACUGCUGGUCAAGAAGCAUUCCGUUCUAUUACCAGAUCUUAUUAUCGAGGUGCAGCUGGUGCUUUGUUGGUAUACGAUAUAACUCGUCGUGAAACAUUCAAUCAUCUAACCACCUGGUUAGAAGAUGCCAGACAGCACUCUAAUUCCAAUAUGGUUAUAAUGUUAAUCGGUAACAAAAGUGAUCUCGAAUCAAGACGAGAGGUAAAACGAGAAGAAGGCGAAGCAUUUGCUCACGAACACGGUUUGAUAUUUAUGGAAACGUCAGCCAAAACAGCGGCCAAUGUCGAAGAUGCUUUUAUUAACACAGCCAAAGAAAUUUACGAAAAAAUACAAGAGGGAGUUUUCGACAUUAACAACGAAGCGAACGGUAUAAAAAUCGGACCUCAACAUUCUCCUACCAGCCCAAACUUACCGACAAGUAAUCGAAGAAUGGAAGGCAGCGGUUGUUGUUGAGUUGAAUUAUUAACGCUGCCAUUCGGUUCUUACCAAGAGUUUUUAUUUUUAUUUCGUCUCGAAAAAAAUGGAAACCCAUAUUCAGCUUUUAUUAUUUUUUUCCAAUCCUUCAGACCAAAAUUAUUAUUCGCAUCUGGCGAGUCUCUCUUUUUGAUAUCUCGAUUAAUUUAUAUAUUUUUACCGCCGGAACACGAUUGAAAAAAAGUUUUUACCUUUUGUAUUCGUGAGUACGCCAUUAUUAAUAAUACGAGUUUCGCUGCUCCUCCUCUCUCAUUACUUAAAAUUCUGUGUUUGCUUAAUAUACGUAUGCUUAAGUUGAAUGAAUGGCAUGCUGAUGUGGCUUUUUUUAUUUUUUAACCGAUAUAAAUACUUUUAAGAAUAUCAAAAUUACGUAAUUUCGUUCAAUUCGUUUUGUUACGAAUUACGAAUUUAUGUUAUUAAUUUAUAAUAACGUUGUUCGAGUAUGUUUUUAUAUAAUAAGGUUGUUUUUGAAGAAAAAAAAAAAAAGGCUUCUCGUUAUACUUUUUUUCCCUUCAUUUUAUCGUAGAAUACGGUUAUGAUUUUUAGCAACGCGUUUCGUAAUAAAUUUGUCAAGUUUUUUUUUUUUUGGAGUUAUAUUAUUUUAUCUUUUUUUUUUAAAUCCCUUUUUUUUCUACGCACAAUAUUUAUAUAUUUAUAGAUAGAUUACUCGAGUACUAGGAUUUAAUGCAGGCUUCCUUAUUGGGAAAAGUUACACUUUGGUUCGUAUGUCGUGUCGUGUAUUGUACAAUUUGUGAUAUUAGAUUGAGAAUUAUCACGGAGGAAUAAUUAUUACUGUAAUCGUAACUAGUCUAUUUAAAUAAAAUAAGUGUUUAAUGUACAUAAUUUGGAAUUUUAAAUAUAUCAAUAGUUUAUCAUUUGACUAUGACACCGAA
Planococcus citri (citrus mealybug) is the source of this 1730-nucleotide messenger RNA. RefSeq names its product RAS oncogene family member Rab2 (gene Rab2). The transcript has 5 exons. Gene Ontology annotation, biological process: vesicle-mediated transport. Lineage: Eukaryota; Metazoa; Arthropoda; Insecta; Hemiptera; Pseudococcidae. Gene Ontology annotation, cellular component: Golgi apparatus. The record is from RefSeq and is a predicted model, not a curated record. Gene Ontology annotation, molecular function: GTPase activity; GTP binding. Bases 181 to 816 code for a protein of 211 amino acids.